Rhincodon typus (whale shark) is the source of this 1232-nucleotide messenger RNA. RefSeq names its product CCM2 scaffold protein. Bases 523 to 981 code for a protein of 152 amino acids. NCBI's taxonomy places the organism in Eukaryota, Metazoa, Chordata, Chondrichthyes, Orectolobiformes, Rhincodontidae. Gene Ontology annotation, biological process: heart development; vasculogenesis. The transcript is spliced from 7 exons. The record is from RefSeq and is a predicted model, not a curated record.
CUCCUGUACCUGUAUUUAUAGCCUGGAAUCGUGUCACCAUUUAAGCGUGUUUUCCUGAAAGGAGAGAAGGGACGUGAUAAGAAGGCACAAGAAAAGGUUACAGAACGAAGACCAUUGCAUACAGUUACCCUGGCCUUGCCGGAUCAUAAAGUUGACCCAGAGAUUCUGUUAAAUGAUUACAUUGAAAAGGAAGUAAAGUAUUUAGGGCAACUGACUUCAGUGCCUGGGUACUUGAAUCCAUCCAGUCGAACUGAGAUAUUGCACUUGUUAGAUAAUGCAAGGAGGGCACGUCAGCUUCCAGGACCACUCACAUCAGAACAAGAUGCUGUCAUUAGUGUGUCCGCAUAUAAUGUUAAAUUGGUGUGGCGAGAUGGUGAAGACAUUAUCCUCAGAGUUCCAAUCCAUGACAUUGCAGCAGUCUCUUACAUCAGAGAUGAUUCCCUUCACCUAGUCAUUUUUAAAACUGCCAAUGAAUCCGUGAAUUCAACCAAUCAAAGCACUGAAGGUUCAACUAAAAUACAGAUGUCAGUGUCAGAAAGUGGAGCAGGAACCAUGGAAGCGUGUAGUCUGGUGGUGGUGGUUGUUGAGAAUAAAGCAGCUGCAGAAGAACUCUGUUCUCUUCUUAGUCAAGUCUUCCAAGUUGUUUACACAGAGUCCACAAUAGACUUUUUGGACAGAGCAAUAUUUGAUGGUGCUUCUACCCCAACUAAGCACAUGUCUAUAUACAGUGAUGAUUCGAGUAAAGCAGAUGUUAAAGAGCAGUACGAUGCAGAAAUUAGUAACUUGUCUUAUCAGGGUUCAGAUACAGGAGGAAAUUCACCAUCCUCAACUCUACCAUCGCCUCCGAUCAAAAAUGUUAGUGACAGUGAGCUCAGUACUUCUGCAGCUGAAUUGCUUCAGGAUUACAUGAUGACAGUAAGUUGCUGCUCAUGGUGUCAAAACAAGCAUUUCUUAGUUUCUGAUUACAGCGAAUUAAAAUGAAAAUAUUUGUACUGUUUCUUUCUGAAAGUAUUGUUUUUUCUGGUAGUGGUUUAUAUAAUUGCCUACUAUUUAAGGCCAAUGGAUUUAAAGUAUUCUUGGUUCAUCCUGUAAUAUGUCCAGCAGAAAAGAGAGCUGUGUAUGCUAAAUUCAUGGAUGUUUACAUAAUCCUGAAAACAUGAAGGUGUAGAGACCGGUGACGUGAACCCUUUCAGUUUAAAAGAAUAUUUUCAAACACUUUUUUUUUCAAACCA